CCCAGUUAUUAGUGUGAAGAGAGUGAACUCUCAGAUUUAACAAAACUAUAGCCGACACUUUCGAGUACACACUUGAGUCUACUGAAAUCGAUUCAUGAGAGCUCAGAUUUGGUGUUAGCUUCACAACUACGCAAGGUUACUGAGUUUAGUUUAUAUCUGAGAUCGAGAUGAAGGAGGACGAUGCGUUGCCGACGACGACGGCUACAGGUACGGCGACGGGAACAGCUAUGGCGAAUUCGAAGAAGGAGAACUCUGACUCGAUCUUGUUUGGAAGAGGUCGAUACAAGUUCUGGGCGUUUGGUGCGAUUUUGCUUUUGGCUUUUUGGUCCAUGUUUACUGGCACCGUGACUCUCCGGUUAACCACCGGGAAUCUAAACCGGUUCUCUGAAGAUCUCGGGAUUCCAAACUACGAUAACCUCGACGUUCUGGAAAUGGAAGAGAGGGAGAAAGUGGUGAAGCAUAUGUGGGAUGUGUAUACGAGUAGUCGUCGGAUCAAAUUGCCUAGAUUUUGGCAAGAGGCUUUUGUAGCUGCUUAUGAAGAACUCACUAGUGAUGUCCCUGGGGUUAGAGAGGCUGCUAUUGGUGAAAUCGCCAAGAUGUCGGUUCAGUCUAUUACUAUUGAUCCUCCUCCUUCCAGAUCAAUGAACGCAAGGGAUUUGGGAAGAAACUUGAAGAGAAUUCUACACAAGCCAGCAACAAGUAGCUGAUUAUGGUAUUGGUAUUACACGUUUUACAUGUAAACCUCCGAUCAUAUGGAGCCAAAAGAUGACCUACCAAAUGGAUAGUUCAAUUUGUAAUAUUAAAUUUCUUGUUUCGAGAUCAAUUUACAUUCUAUGAUUCUAUCGAUUGAUAAUUACAUAGAGCUAUAUAAGAAACAAUACAUUUCUUCUA
Molecule: messenger RNA, 891 nt
Organism: Camelina sativa (false flax)
Lineage: Eukaryota; Viridiplantae; Streptophyta; Magnoliopsida; Brassicales; Brassicaceae
Source: RefSeq, a predicted model, not a curated record